AUAAAGGCGUCCAACAGCUCGUUGGAAUCUGUGUACGACAAAAUCUGCUCAAACAUCUACAAUCAACUGCUAAUGAUGGAGGGAAUCGCCAAGAUCAAAAGAAUAGACGCUGAUCUUAUGAUGGAACAGAGUGUAGUGUGUGGAUUACUAGGAUAUUACGAGUUUUUGUCGCCAACACGGAUGGAAAAUUUGAUUAAGUGGCAGCGAGCGAGUGGUUGUUAUGGUGACAUUGAAGAAGAGGAAAAUUCAAAUGGCAAUCACAGCAAGCAGACCAUGAGAAAAAUUCUCAUGGAGAAAGAAUUGUCGGGUAAGCUUUUUCUUUUUUUUGAAUCGCGCCAAUAAGCACUUACAAUCCUGGCCAAAAGGUUUUGGGACGCAGUCUCUUUUUUGCGUGCUUUGUAUGGAAUUUGCAGCUAACCGGCAAUAUAGCCACCGCGAGUGAACGCGCGAGCGAGCAGCAAAGCCCCUCGCAUUCGCAGCUCCUUUCGCGUGUUGCUCUCGCGUGACCUCUUUCGAUUCCCCUAAAUGGAUGCUUGCUCGCAGGCUACUGGAAAUACCGAUCAUAAACACGGCCUUAACAAGGUUUCUCCCCUCUUCCAGAACAAAGAUGUGGCCCAUAAUUUGGGCAAAGUGUCCCAAACGUUUUGUCAAGGAUUGUACUUCACAAGUGGAAUAAAUACCUAGCACUGUUUUUCGUCUCACAUGAAAAUGUUUUUGCAACUCAGCGGAAGGAAAAAAAUAUAUUAAUCCAUAGUUACAUUAUUUACGAGAAAAGUUUCACACGAACCGCAAGGACUUUGGCAGAAAAAGACUCCACAUAUCUGUUUUUUUCCCCAGUAGAAACCGGAUGAUAAAAUAUUGAGUUAGCAAAUGAGACGCUUCAAGAAUGCCAUAUCUUGCACCCCACCUAUCAAAUAUAUUUAGGCAGUAGAUCAUUUUUUUUUUUUCAAAACACUCUGUCCAUAGCAGUCACUUCAAUGGUCGCCAAUAGACAUUUUAACAAGAUUGAAGAAUGAAACCAUUUUACCCAACUGGAGGCCAAAAUAUCGACAACAUUCGAAAUUAAAUCCAAAUUAAGCAACCCUAAUUAUCAAUCCUGAAAAUUGUGUUAAAGUAAAUGAAAAUGAUAAAAACAAUGUUUCGUUAGGGAACCCUUUUCACCCUUAAGAAAGAGUAAAGCAAACCAAAAAGCCUUGAAAGUCAAUUCUGGUUUUUUUGCAAACACCGUAGGUCACUUAUUAGGUCUAGGCCAAACCUCGAACUUUUCAUGAGACGAACCAAACUUAGUGAGUUAACUUCGUGAAAAGUUCGACGUCAGUGACUCGGUUGAGUUCGUCGGACUGAGUUUGGAUCGUCCAACACGUUCUAUCCCUCUGCUUCAGGCUGAUAGAACGCCUGAAGCUUGUCUCCGGGACAAACGUUGAUCUUCACAUGCGACAAACUAAACUAAUAAAUUUACAAAAAUUGUACGAUAAUGUAUAUUUAGCCUUUUUCGAGAGAACAUUUAUUGGAAUUGCUUUUUGUUACGAUUCAGUUGAUUGGCUCGACGUGUCCUAAGUUCGACGUCUGACCCAACAGACGAUCUUAACUUAGUUUAGGACGACCCACAGCUGGACUCAAAUUAGAGUUUGGUUAGUCUCAUGAAAAGGUCGACGUUUGAACUUGGCCUUAGCUUUUUGUUUGUGUUUUGGCAGAUGGGUGCGAAUCACACAUUACAGGAGUUGGGACCGCUCUUCUCUCCAUUUAUCUUCGUUAUCUCAUCGAAAAUGAAACACCCCUAUGGAAUGGACUCGGUUAA
This is a messenger RNA of Porites evermanni, 1798 nucleotides long. NCBI's taxonomy places the organism in Eukaryota, Metazoa, Cnidaria, Anthozoa, Scleractinia, Poritidae. The record is from the annotation of a GenBank genome assembly.